This is a messenger RNA of Cinara cedri, 420 nucleotides long. Lineage: Eukaryota; Metazoa; Arthropoda; Insecta; Hemiptera; Aphididae. The record is from the annotation of a GenBank genome assembly.
AUGACAUCUCUUCAUCGACGAUCACAACAGUUGGCGAUACUGCUGAGUUCGUUACACCAAAUCAUGAAAAAAGAUUUUCAUUUACAUCUAUAUAAACUCAAACUUACUCACAAGCUCAAAGCUGGUGAUUAUGGAAAACGCGGACAGUUCGUUGAGUGGUUUCACAAUAUGCAAGUUGAUGAUGUUGAUUUUGCCAGCAAGAUCAUUUUUAGUGAUGAAGCUCAUUUUCAUACGAAUGGAUUUGUAAACAAGCAAAACUGCAGACUUUGGGGGACAGAAAACCCACAACAAAUUAAACAAUGUCAAAUGCAUCCUGAACGAGUAACUGUAUGGUGUGGCUUUUUAAGUCGAGGUGUUAUUGGCCCAUAUUUUUUUCAAAAUAAAUAUGAAAACACAAUAACGGUAACCGGAAAACGUUAA